Bicyclus anynana (squinting bush brown) is the source of this 4526-nucleotide messenger RNA. RefSeq names its product transketolase-like protein 2. The transcript has 13 exons. The coding region runs from base 109 to 1977 and encodes 622 amino acids. Gene Ontology annotation, molecular function: transketolase activity; thiamine pyrophosphate binding. The record is from RefSeq and is a predicted model, not a curated record. NCBI's taxonomy places the organism in Eukaryota, Metazoa, Arthropoda, Insecta, Lepidoptera, Nymphalidae.
AAAAUAUUCUAUUUUCGAAAGCCCGCGUGCGUGUGGAGUGGUUGUGAGGCUAAGUUAGCUUGAUAAUAAAUAUAUUUUGUAUAAAUUUUUAUUUAAAAAUCCAUCAAAAUGAAGGGUGAUAAGAACGUAGACUUCCAGGCCCUCAAGGAUAUCGCAAACAAGCUCAGAAUCGACAGCAUAGUCGCAACAAACGCCUCCAAAUCCGGACACCCCACAUCAUGUGCAUCCAUGGCGGAGAUUAUGUCAGUGCUGUUCUUCCACACCAUGCGCUACAAGAUCUCAGCACCAAGGGACCCCUCCGCUGACAGAUUUAUACUUUCAAAGGGUCAUGCGGCUCCAAUCCUCUAUGCAGCGUGGGCAGAAGCUGGUCUCUUCCCUGUGGAAGAGCUGAAGAACUUGCGCAAACUGACUUCAGACCUCGAGGGCCAUCCCACCCCAAGACUGAACUUUGUAGAUGUGGGUACAGGCUCUUUGGGCCAGGGCCUGGCAGUAGCAGCUGGCAUGGCUUAUGUCGGGAAGUACUUCGAUCAGGCACCAUACAGGGUGUACUGCCUGGUAGGCGACGGCGAGGCAGCGGAGGGCAGCAUCUGGGAAGCGCUACACUUUGCCAGCCAUUACAAGCUAGACAACCUGGUGGUGAUCUUUGAUGUCAACCGACUGGGGCAGUCCGAGCCCACCUCCCUGCAGCAUCAGAUGGACGUCUAUGCAGCCCGGCUCAAGUCUUUCGGCUUCCACACACUGGUGGUGGACGGGCAUGACGUCACCGAGCUGGUCAAGUCUCUGGACGAGGCGGCGUCAGUGGGGGGCAAGCCCACCGCUAUUGUGGCCAAGACGUACAAGGGGAGGGGCUUCCCCGGCAUCGAGGAUAAGGAGAACUGGCAUGGGAAGGCGCUGGGUGCUGACGGAGACAAGAUCAUCAAGCACCUCCAGUCGCAGAUCAAGAACGCAUCAAUCACCCUGAAGCCGCAGCCGCCGCUGGCCGAAGCCCCCAAGGUGCACAUCAGCGACAUCACGCUGUCCUCCCCCCCAGCCUACAAGAAGGGGGAGAUGGUCGCCACCCGCCUCGCCUACGGGACGGGGCUCAAGAAGAUUGCAGACACCAACCUUAGAGUGAUCGCCAUGGACGGGGACACCAAGAACUCCACCUUCAGCGAUAAACUGCGCAACGCGUACCCUGACAGAUACAUCGAGUGCUUCAUCGCGGAGCAGACGCUGGUGGGCGCGGCCACGGGCGCCGCGUGCCGCGACCGCGCCGUCGUGUUCGCCUCCACCUUCGCCGCCUUCUUCACGCGCACCUUCGACCAGAUCCGAAUGGGAGCCAUCAGUCAGAGCAACAUCAACCUGGCGGGCUCGCACUGCGGGGUCAGCAUCGGGGAGGACGGACCCUCGCAGAUGGGACUCGAGGACCUGGCGCUGUUCCGCGCCGUGCCCACCGCCACCGUCUUCUACCCCUCCGACGCCGUGUCGACGGAGCGCGCGGUGGAGCUGGCGGCCAACACGCGCGGCAUCUGCUACCUGCGCACGUCGCGCCCUAACACCGCCGUGCUCUACGACAACGACACCGUCUUCAAGGUGGGCGAGGCGAAGGUGGUGCGCAGCGGCGCCGCGGACCGCGUGCUGCUCAUCGGCGCGGGCGUCACGCUGCACGCCGCCCUGGCCGCCGCCGCCGCCCUCGCGCAAGAGGGCGUGGAGGCGCGCGUGCUGGACCCGUUCACCAUCAAGCCGCUGGACGAGGCCGCGGUGAAGAAGCACGCCAAGGCGGUGGGCGGCAGGGUGGUCGUCGUGGAGGACCACUACCAAGCCGGCGGUCUGGGCGAGGCGGUGCUGUCGGCGCUGGCGCUGGAGCGCGACGUGGUGACCGCGCACCUGUUCGUGCGCGAGGUGCCGCGCUCGGGCGCGCCCGACGAGCUGCUCGACAAGUACGGCGUGUCGGCGCCGCACGUGGCCGGCGCCGCGCGCGCGCUGCUCAAGCUGUGAGUGCACACGUGCUCACUACUCUUCAUUUCAUACUCAAUAUGCAUACAUUUUUAUAUACACCGCGUCUAUAACCCACCGCGACAUUGCCAAUACAAGUGUUCAAUACAAGGAACCCCUUGCGAACGUACGCGAGUGUGUCCAAUACAAGGAAUCCCUUAGUUCUAUGAAAAAUAGGCUCAAGCAAAUUCACACUCUAGCAGGAAAAAAAUUGAUGAAAAAAUUAAAGAUCCUGUUAAAUUCUGUUUCGUAAGUAUGAAGUUAAUGAACUUUGACUAGUUUCAGAAAUGUUGUUUUAUAACUACAUACCUACUAUCUUCAAUAUACAUAUCGGCGGCAAUGUGUCUAAGGUCUUUGCUUAAAAGCUUUGUCAAUUGCCGACAACGCGGCGAGGAGAUAGGUAGGUGUGUAAAAAUACAGGAUGUUUUAAAAUAAUCGAGUUUUGAAAGUUUGUUAAAAUUGUAGCUCGUUAAAUUAUACUUUUUUUAUAAUAACACUAAUGGAUAAUAGAUAUUGGGCACAUUAUGUGGGAUUUCAUUUUAUGAGGAAGAAAAUUGCUCGGUGUAUAUUUGUAAUAUGAUAAAAUUAAUUAAUUAAUUUAAAACAUCGCAAUAGUAGCGCUGUGACGUCACAAAAGUCAAGAGAGACUUUUCUAUUGGUUGCCUGAACUUAUUGAUGUGGAAAAUUACAUCAAUUUAAUUAUAGAGUUGAUAUAUAAAAACUUUACAGAAUAGUGUUGCAAACGUUUUUAAUAUUAUAGCUAUUUGUAUGAAAUGAAGGGUAGUUUAUGAACAAAUUCCUUAUAUUUUGUCUUUAAAAUUGACGAUAUUCAAAGAUCAACUUUUAUUUUAAUACUGGCUAAUUGGUAAUAUUAAAUAUAUAUACAUCUCACGAUGAAAACUAUUGUUUAGUUUUAAGUUUCAAAUGGUUAAGUUUGUAGCAAUGACAAUAAUACUUUAACUGUGUUUUGAAUCAAAUCAUCUUUAUAAAAACAUUGAUUAGCGAUUAAUUCAGUGGUUCUGUUACUGUUCUCUAUUUGAAGACUCAAGUGCGAAUUCCACAAAAUAAGCAGUUUUUUAUUAUUCUUUUACCGCGAAUACUUAAACUGCUGUAACUCUUUUUAUAUUUGUAUGUCCGUUUAUCAAGAUAAGGCUGAUGUGUGAUAGUAUAACUCAUGUGAUUAUAGAUCUAACGGCAGGCGCCGAUAGCUGUAAAUUGUUUUUAAGAACUGUAACAUUACCACCACCAUAGAGGCAAUUGGCUUUUUUAAAGACUAUUGACACUGUGCCGACCUUGGUUUACUAACUUUCCUAAAAAAGUACAGGCCAAAGAAUGUCUGUUAGUCUUUCUACUUUCAAGAGUUCAGAAAGAGCGAUAUAUAGACAAAAUCUAUAUAAAUAAAGCCUGUUAAUAAUUGAAAUUAAAAUCUAUUCUGUUUACUAUUGAAUCUCGCUCGGCAUUGUAUCUGUAAGUCUCAAGUUUCAUUCCACUUCUCUAUGGUAUUGAAAGUUCCUUACAAAAUUAAAAUUACUUAUAAGAACAACUGUACAACAUAACAUGGCAAAUGUUUUAAACAUUUUAUAAGAUAAACUUUGAUGAUUGCCAUUAAGGCAGCAUUUUAAGAGUUAUAUUUCUUACCAUCCAACGUUGAAUAUUACUUUAUUUCCAUUAAUGCAGGCAUUUGCUAAAAUAUGACAAUUCAACUUAAAGUUGUUGUCCAUCUUUUGCUUAGUUGUGAGUGACAUUUUACUGUGAAAGUCAGUAAUGACGAAUGGUUGUUGUAUGCAUAUAUUCUAUAUACAUUAAUAUAGAUGUUUUGUAUCGUUAUAUAUUAUAGUUGGGCUGGACAUAGCAGAAUAGCACAAUAUCAUGGUUCAAGGUCAAAGCGAAGGGCAGAAAUCAUAUCGCAUCAAAUAUGCAAUAUGUCCAGCCCUAAGUGCCUUUUAUAUAUUUAUAUUUGCACAAGUUUUACAGUUUUUAAUAUUUUAAAGGGUUUAGAUGUAAGAGUAAUCUGUUAUUCACUUAUUAAUAUCAUGUAUAAUGAAAAAAUCACUGGCGGUUUUGAAUUGUCGGAAUUUUAUAAUAGGGACCAAAAUGGAAACCGUCAGUGAAAUGAAAAAUGAUCAAAACAAUGUAACCAAAUGUAGUGUUAUUCCUUUCACUUUGUUUUAAUUGAAAAGAGAUAACACGACAUUCAGUUAGCAAUUUUAGUUUAAAAUUUUGUUUUGAAAUAUAUUAUUUGCGCUACGAAAUAUUUCCAUCAGAAUUCUGUUAAAAACAUUUUUAAUGUCAGUAAAAAAUAAUUUUAUGAACUUUGGGUAACUUUCGAAAAUAUAUCUAAAUAAAAAAUAUUUGGUAGCGUAAAUUGAAUUAAUUAUCUGAUAAUUGUAGGGGCUUCCUAUUGGAGUAAAUCACAAGAAAUAUUAAUUUGUUAAACGUUUUAUUGGUUCCACAUUACAUUCCUGUUGUUUUUGCAUUUUUAUUGUAAAUCACAGAACUGUUUUGAGUUUUUUUUCAUUUAUUUUUUUAAUAAAGUUUAUUUGAGUACAAAA